AUGGCGGCCCGGAGCGGUCACGUAGCCGGCGUUCCGCCCGCUUGGAGGCUGCGUGGGGGGCGUUGCCGGAAGCCGUGGAGUUCCGACCAAGUCCCUUCCGGUCCCAGCAGCCCUUGCGGGGCGUCUCGUUGUGGAGCGGGCGGCUGGUCGCUCUGCGGGGCCGGCCGCAGGCAGGCGGCCUCCAUGGCUGACCCACUGAGUUACCUCACAGAGCGGGGGCGACGCCGCCGCCUUCGUCACGGGGGAGAAGAGCCGCGCGCGGGCCCCGCCCCCUGCCGCCGCCGCCGCCAGAGACUCAAAGCGGCGGACGCGGGGAAGCCCCGCGGGGAGGGCGAACCGCCCGCCCCGGACAGCGGCGCCGCUAACAUGACAUCAACAACUGAGGAGUUUACGGUGGAUAGCAGCUUUUCACCUAAAGCUGGCACAAGCAAGCUGCAUCAGACAAUGCCAACAGAUACAUCUCCAGACUCUAAAUGUCCCAUCUGCUUGGACAGAUUUGACAAUGUGGCCUACUUAGAUCGUUGCUUGCAUAGGUUCUGCUUUCGUUGUGUACAGGAAUGGUCAAAAAACAAAGCUGAAUGUCCACUCUGCAAACAGCCUUUCCAUUCUAUCUUCCAUACAGUGAGAGCUGAAGAUGAUUUCAAGGAGUAUGUACUCAGGCCUUUGCAGAAUGGCUCUUUUGCUAGUCCUGAUGGGCGGAGAUUUCGUUACCGUACUACGUUAACAAGGGAACGUCAUACAUCAGCUUAUCCUCGAAGGAGUUCCUCUUCUCGAAGAACACUGUCACCUCCAGAUAAUGGGAUAUUAUUUGAAGGAUUAUCCGGUCAACCAGUAGGGCAAAGAGAUGGAGGAAUUCAUCAGAUGAUUAGACGGCUUGCAUCAAGGAGACAAGCUAGUGCAGAGGGUAGAUCGCUGCGGCAAAUUCAAGAACAAGAUAUAAUUAAUUUCCGAAGAGCUCUGUAUCGUUCUGGUGUGCGUGUUAGAAAUAUUCAAGAUGGUGGUCGUUAUAGAGACAUUUCAGCUGAGUUUUUCCGCAUGAACCCCGCUUGUCUUCACAGAUUAGUUCCAUGGCUGAAGCGUGAGCUAACAGUCCUGUUUGGUGCCCAUGGGUCUCUAGUCAAUAUUGUACAGCAUAUCAUCAUGAGUAAUGUGACUAGAUAUGAUUUGGAGAGUCAGGCCUUUUCUGAUGACUUAAAGCCUUUUUUGCUGCAUCGUACUAACCAUUUUUUACAUGAAUUCAUCAGCUUUGCCCGAUGUCCUUUUAACAUAGAGGCGUACGACCAGCAUGCCAAUUAUGAUUGUCCUGCUCCUUCAUAUGAAGAAGGAAGCCAGUCGGAAUCAUCAGUUAUUACAAUAUCUCCAGAUGAGACAGAUUCCCAAGAACCAGAUCAUAAUGCAUCUACAACUAGUGUUGAUCGGGCACCUUGGGAUGAUGAAACUCCAGGGCCAUCGUAUUCCAGCUCAGAGCAGGUUCAUGUUGCCAUGGCUUCUCCUUUGGAUACUUCGGAAACUUCUGAUGAAGAACCUAGUAGAAAUGGAACUGAACUGCAAGGGCAGUUACAAGAUAAUGCAGCCCCAGAUGGUGACACUGAUUCUUCUUCAGACAACUGCGUCAUUGUUGGGUAUGUUAAGCCAUUAGCUGAAAGAACACCAGAACUUGUUGAGCUGUCCUCAGACUCUGAGGAAUCAGUUGAUGAUGGGAAAAGUGAGGAUCUGAAGAAACCAGAGCCUAUCCAGUUUCACGUUUUUAGCGUCAGUGAUGCUAGUGGGUGCUCAUCGCCAUGCUCUCCUAUAUCUAAGGAUGGUAAAUAUAGCAAUAAAAGCAGCACCUCACCCUCACAUAAGAUGAAGUCAAAAAAGAAUGAGAAAGAUGCAACUAAAAUAAAAGAUUUGUCUACAAAGGACUCAUUACAAAGUUCCUCUACAAGAAGGGAUAGGGUGUGCUCUCCAUGCAGCCACAGAUUAUCCAGGAGGAGGAGAUCAAGGAGUUCAGAAUCAUAUUCACAGCACUCUUGCAACAGAGACAGCCAUGGCCAGAGAACCAGGAGGAAACAUCAUAGCAAAGAAAGGUUAAAAAGUAGACUAUCAAGAAGCAGAGAUAGUAGCAGACAUAGGACCAAAAGAGACAAAAGGAGGUCAAAACCUCGAGACAUAAGUUUAUCUAGAAAAAGCCAGACAGUCUCUCUAAGUAGUGAGAGCACUAUAUCUAGAGAUGUAAGCAGGUCAAGAUCCCGGAGUAAUGAUCAUAGCAGAAGAAGAUCGAGGAGCAGAGACAGCGAUCAUUAUUAUGUAAGAGAUAAUUACCAAAGUAGAUACCAGUGGGAAUACACUUUUUACAGUAGAAACAUGGACAGAGAUGGCUAUGAAACCUCAUACAGGAGGAGAACUCAGGCCAGAGCUCAUUAUUCAAGGCAGUCGGCUAGUCCAGAGUACAGAAUACAGUCUUUUUCUGAAAGGACAAAUACUCGAAAUCAGAGAGGUCACAAUGAAAGCAGAUAUUACUAUUAUGAAAGACGCAGAUCAAGGAGUCGAUCCAGUAAUAGAUCUCGGACUACUUCUGAUAGAAUGCGAUGUGAAAAGCCUGGUGGAAAAAGGAAAUACAAAACUCGCCACUUGGAGAAUGCACACAAGGAGAAUGCAGCAAGCCCUUGUGAAGGGAAAGGAAGUGACCUCCAAAAGUCUUUGUCAAAAUACAGUGGUUGCUACAAAAAUCAGGACUGCCUUUUAGACAACCAAGCAAGUGUUGGGACUAGACAUAAAAAGAGGAAAAAAAAUACAAGAAGUCCAAGCGUAGAGAUUAUUUAUGAAGGAAAAGCUAGUGACACAAACAGACAUCAUAAAAAGAAAAAGAAAAAGCACAAGAAGAAACACAAGAGACAUACAAGUAACUCAUCACAUUCUUCUCCAGUUGUGAUUACAAUUGACAGUGAUAGUGAUAAGGAGACUGGAAUACAAGAAAAUACUGAGUGUGACAGUAGUAUCUCUUGGACAACCACAACCCAGUUUAAUGAGAGAGAAAAUGAGACUCCAUCCCCUGUCCUGGGAACAAGCGAUUGUAAGGAUGAGUACACAGUAGAUGGUGAAAGUGGACUGUUGGACAAGGAUUCCAAUAUUACUACCACUAGGGGAGACUUAGGUGAUAACCCUGGAAAGGUAGAUCGCCAAUUUCAGGAAACAUCAAAUGAGCAAACUCUUACAGUGGCAGAUGAUAGUAGUGCAUCUGACAUGGGAACUCUACCGAGAAAUGUUGAAACUAUACAAACUCAAUCAUCCAGUCAGUUGCCUUUUUCCAGAGCAUCAUUUGUAGAGAAUUCAGAGAGACCACCUUUGAUAUUAAGACUGCCAAAGAGACUUAUUGACAGAUCCUAUUGGCUUGACUCCCCAGAAAAAAAGAUGUAACAAGUUUUACACUGAACUGUUUUAAAAUGAUGAAAUCCUGAAAACAAAACACCUGUGUGGGUUUGUGUAUGUAAGACUGUUUAAAAAAAAGUGUCUGAGAAAUGUGUAAAAUCCUUGAAUUUAUGCACUUUUAAGUCCAAGAAAACAGAACAUUGCUAAUAGUUUAACUUAAAAAGUUUCUUUCAGAAGAAGUGUAUAAACCUUUAGAAGUUAUAAUUUCGUAGAGCCAUACUGUAUUCACAUUGUAUAAAAUAUAUCCAUGGAAUCUUUCAAAGUUGUUUUUAAAAAAAACAAAAAACAAAAAACUGAAGUCAGAAAAUCUAUUUUCUGAUGGUUGCUCUUUUUAUUUUACAAAAGAAAAUGUAUAAUUCACAAAAAUUCAUAUUUAAUUCUGCCAUCAUUUUAAUCUGCAUGGUUUAGCUUGACCUCUGACAAAAAGGUGUCAAUGCCUCUGUACAAACGUUGAACCAGACUGCCAUUGAAGUAAACAUGAAUUCUGUAAGAGUCCCAAUAAAGCAAUAAGACAUUUUUAAAUCA
Dermochelys coriacea (leatherback sea turtle) is the source of this 3936-nucleotide messenger RNA. It is a transcript of the gene TOPORS, whose product is annotated as TOP1 binding arginine/serine rich protein, E3 ubiquitin ligase. Bases 1 to 3399 code for a protein of 1132 amino acids. Gene Ontology annotation, biological process: protein polyubiquitination; protein monoubiquitination. The record is from RefSeq and is a predicted model, not a curated record. Lineage: Eukaryota; Metazoa; Chordata; Testudines; Dermochelyidae. Gene Ontology annotation, molecular function: metal ion binding; ubiquitin protein ligase activity. The transcript has 2 exons.